Messenger RNA from Nerophis lumbriciformis (worm pipefish), 624 nucleotides. The record is from RefSeq and is a predicted model, not a curated record. Lineage: Eukaryota; Metazoa; Chordata; Actinopteri; Syngnathiformes; Syngnathidae.
AUGCAAGCUCCAAAGGGUGAAACGUGCCAAGUAGACAUUAUGGAGAGUAAAGCUGGAGAUGUUUUUGGUGCUGAGGAUGCCCAUCCAACCGGCACGGGUGGUUCAGCUGGUAUCCUUGCCAGGUUGGGUCUCCCGAAAGGCAUUUCAGUCAGCGUGGCCAAAGAGUGGCUGGACCGGCGACGCGUGUCCAUCCGUCCGUGGGCCACAUUCAUCGACCAGCGCAAGUUUUCCAAACCGCGCAACUUUGGAGAAAUGUGUCAGCGAGUAGUGAAGAAUGUGGACACGUACAACAGCAACUACACCUUUAUUUUUCUCGGGCUCAUCCUGUAUUGCAUAGUCAGCUCUCCAAUGUUACUCAUAGCUUUGGCUAUCUUCGUCGGCGCCUUCUAUAUCAUCCACCUUAAAUCGCUGGAGUCCAAAAUAAUGAUUCUUGGCAAGGAGAUGACCUACCCACACCAGAUGGGUCUGGCUGGAGCCAUCUCCUUACCAGUCUUCUGGAUAGCUGGAGCUGGAGCAGCAGUCUUUUGGGUUCUGGGAGCCACCUUGUUCGUAAUCGGAACUCACGCCGCAUUUCGAGAGCUGGAAAACCCCGACAUGGAGGAGCUUCUGAUGGAGCCCGUGUGA